AUGAAGGUACUCGAAACGGUAGUCCGUUUGCUGGUGAGUUGGGCUGGGCUGGGCUGGCUUCUGGGUGAUGCGGCGUCCAGCGUGGGAAAACGGGACGGCCCUAGCGAUGCAGACUCGGUCGUCGAUUUGACAGUCGUAUCUGAGGGGGGCAAUCAAUCAAGCGCUCUCCUGUACGGGAUCAUGUUUGAGGAAAUGGAUCACUCCGGCGAUGGCGGGAUACACGGCCAGCUUCUGCGCAACAAUGGCUUCCAAGGCUCUGACCCAGGACUCGCAGCUUAUAACCCUAUCGGGGCUGUCGAGAUUAUGCAGGAUAGUCUCAGUCCUGUCACCGAUGCAAUCCGGUCCUCUCUUGCAGUGUCUCCGCAGUCGAACGCGACGGGAUAUGUAGGGUUCGCCAAUACGGGCUACAACGGGGUUCCAGUGACGAAUGCCACAUAUCGAAGUGAAUUUUGGAUGAUGGGCGACUACAGCGGCCCUAUUACCCUGCAGCUUGUCGGGUCCUCAAGCGGAAGAGUCUAUGCCUCCCACAACAUGACGGUGGAUAGUUCAUGGGGGAACUUCAGCCGGCAUGAGGCAACGUUCAACUCCACUGCUUCCACUGACGCAGAUAAUGAAUGGCGACUGCUCUUUGAUUCCUCCCUGGUACGAGGUGGCGCGCUCAACUUUGGUCUUGUGCAGUUAUUUGCACCCACCUAUAAUUCUAGAUAUAAUGGUCUACGAGAGGACAUUGCGAGUUUGGUGGCCGAUAUUCAACCAUCUUUUCUCAGGUUUCCCGGCGGCAACAAUCUCGAAGGACUUCAGAUCAACAACCGUUGGCAAUGGAAUUUAACAAUUGGGCCAGUCGUGGAGAGACCCGGCAGGGACAGUGAUUGGUUUUAUCCGAAUACAGAUGCCCUCGGGCUCGAUGAGUACCUGUGGUGGUGUGAGGACCUGGGCAUGGUACCGGUUCUGGCUGUCUGGGCUGGAAAGUCAUACGGCGGAAUUCUCUCGGGAGAUGACCUUCAGCCCUAUGUUACCGAUAUCCUGAACGAGCUGGAGUAUCUGCUCGGCUCGAACGAUACCCAUUAUGGAAGCCUUCGUGCGCAAAAUGGACGUGAAACCCCAUGGCCCAUUCAGUAUAUCGAAAUAGGAAAUGAAGACGACUUUACCGGCGGCUGCGAGACCUAUCCAGAUAGAUUCACCCAGAUAUACGAUGCAAUUCACGCCAAAUACCCCCAACUCACCCUUAUAGCGUCUACAACGGAUGAUUUAUGUCUGCCCGAGGAGCUGCCUCCAGGCAUCAUGUUCGACUUUCACUAUUAUCGCAAUCCCGACGACCUGGUGGGCAUGUUCAACCAGUGGGAUAACCAGCCGCGAUCGCAGCCCGUGAUUGUCGGCGAAUACGGCUGUCGAAACACCAGCGACCCGGAUGGGGUCUUCUGGUCCUUCAUGCAGGCGAGUUGCAGCGAAGCCGUCCAUAUGAUCGGCCUGGAGCGAAACAGCGAUGUCGUGAAGAUGGCCGCGUACGCCCCAUUAUUACAGCACUUUGGGUUUACGCAGUGGUCGCCUACGCUUAUUGGGUUCGACUCGAGUCCGGGCUCCUUGACGCCUUCCACGUCGUACUUUGUCCAGAAGAUGUUUUCCACUAACCAGGGCACCACGGUGCAUGCGAUGAACUCAACCGCCGGCUUUGGCCCGCUGUACUGGGUGGCUACGAGCACCAAUGCUACGUAUCAAGUCAAGCUGGCGAACUACGGCGCGGACGACCAGGCCGUCAACGUCCGCGUCCCUGGCACCAAGGCUGGACGGUUGGAAAUGCUCUCCGGGCCCAAGGAAGCGAGCAACCUGCCGCAUAAUGUGACGAUCACCCCGGUGGUCACGGAUAUCACUGGGGAUAGAGAAACAUAUACCUUCCGCAUGCCUCCAUGGGGAGUUGCAAUUCUAGUUGUUUCCUGA
Molecule: messenger RNA, 1935 nt
Organism: Aspergillus ochraceoroseus IBT 24754
Lineage: Eukaryota; Fungi; Ascomycota; Eurotiomycetes; Eurotiales; Aspergillaceae
Exons: 9
Coding region: 1-1935 (644 amino acids)
Biological process (GO): L-arabinose metabolic process
Molecular function (GO): alpha-L-arabinofuranosidase activity
Source: RefSeq, a predicted model, not a curated record